AUGCCAUGCAGAAUAUUUGCACUGACAACCAAAUGGUUCCCAUGCUGGAAUGAUUUGGGAUGUGGCCACCCGCAUUUUCUCACAGUUUUUCGGCAAUAUUUGUGUGACUUUAAACCGAACUUAGUAACAAUCCUUGAACCCCUGAUAAGUGGGGGCAGAGCUAAUGCUUUUAUUGCUGCCACUGGUUUCGAUCGCUCUCACUGCAUUGAAGCUGUAGGUUUUUCAGGAGGCAUAUGGUUAUGUUGGCGCAGGAAAAUCCAUGUAGACAUACUCCUCAACCAUUUUCAGUUCAUACACUGCCGUAUAUCUAUUACAUGUGGCAAGUUCUCGACUUUGGCAACCAUUAUAUAUGCCAGCCCGAAUGCAACAAAGCGAAAACAGCUAUGGCCUCACCUUCGAUCCCUCGUUGGAAAUAUUACCUCCCCUUGGAUCAUGUUUGGAGAUUUUAAUCCCACGUUCACUGCUUCAGAUCGGAUGAAUGCUACAAUUUCUACUCGGCCUUGCAAACAUUUCCAAGAUUUUGUUUAUGAUUUUAGCAUCCGUGACAUGGGAUUCUAA
Messenger RNA from Hibiscus syriacus, 558 nucleotides. RefSeq lists its product as uncharacterized. Bases 1 to 558 code for a protein of 185 amino acids. Lineage: Eukaryota; Viridiplantae; Streptophyta; Magnoliopsida; Malvales; Malvaceae. The record is from RefSeq and is a predicted model, not a curated record. The transcript has 2 exons.